Molecule: messenger RNA, 3051 nt
Organism: Mercenaria mercenaria
Lineage: Eukaryota; Metazoa; Mollusca; Bivalvia; Venerida; Veneridae
Product: sodium-dependent phosphate transport protein 2B-like
Exons: 9
Coding region: 83-2197 (704 amino acids)
Biological process (GO): sodium-dependent phosphate transport
Cellular component (GO): membrane
Molecular function (GO): sodium:phosphate symporter activity
Source: RefSeq, a predicted model, not a curated record
CUUACAGUAUUGACCUUGGCCGCGUAUUAAUUUCAGAUUUUUACUAUAACAUACGUGAGUAACGACCACGCGGUAACAUUCAAUGGAUGACAGCUCAAGUAAAAUGGUCGCUUUAAGCGAACAAACUUGUGUGGAAAUAGAUGAAAAAAGGAUUCCUAUCGACAUAAUUUUAGGAGGGAAUGAGGUGCCCUGUAAAUUGGUUCCUGAUGAGAAAGGACUGGCUGCCACAUGGGUCGCACCCGGUGAGCUGCCCCCAGAAUAUUGUGAAUGUGACCCCCUCGAGUGUGACAGUGAGCCCGCUAGGCCACCAGUGUUCCAAUUUGGCAGCUUUUCUAGCACGGGCUCUUUCUGGGAUGAGGAUGAUGACGUCACAGAAGUUGCUGAAACUGGCCCAAUCUGGUCUGAGUUGGAUCUAUGUGGGAGGAUCAGAUAUGUUCUCCUCCGCUGUGUUGGAAAGUUUGUGGCCCUACUGUUGCUACUGUACAUAUUUAUCUGCUCACUGGACUUCCUCAGUUCCGCAUUCAGAAUUCUUGGUGGAAAAACAGCAGGUGGAGUAUUUAACAACAGUGAGAUCCUGGGUAACCCAAUCGCAGGCCUCAUGAUUGGCAUACUGUCGACUGUCCUAGUUCAAAGUUCAAGCACUUCAACCUCGGUCAUCGUUACCAUGGUAGCAUCUGGGAUCAUUAAUGUGGAGCCGGCUAUACCAAUGGUUAUGGGAGCAAAUAUUGGUACAAGUGUGACAAACACAAUAGUCUCCAUGGCACAGUCGAGUGACCGGCGCGAGUUCCGACGUGCAUUUGCUGGAGCAACAGUACAUGAUAUGUUUAACUGGCUCACUGUCAUUGUAUUGCUGCCUCUUGAGUGGGCAACAGGUUAUUUAUGCCGUUUCACUGGCCUGAUUGUAAGUGCAUGUAAACUUGAAAGUUCUGAGGCAUCAAAACAGGAACUGUUGAAAGCUCUGACCAAACCCUUCACCAGUCUUGUUGUUAAGGUAGAUAAAAAGGUGAUUACCAAGAUUGCUGAAGGACAUGACGAAUACAGGAACAAAUCUCUUAUAAAGAAAUACUGUGUAUUUGAGGAGCAGGAAGUGUUGAAGAAUGUUACCAUGGAAACCAAUGUAACUCUGAUAGUAAAUGGUACACCGACAUCACAGUUGAUGAACACUACAACUCUUGUGACUGUUACUGAGAAAGUUCCAGUUGAGAAAUGUUUCAGCCUGUUCAGCCAUCUGGAGAUAAAUGAGACGUUAGCUGGUGUAUUACUGCUCAUUUUCUCACUAGCCAUUCUCUGUACGUGUCUCGUUGGUAUGGUAAAACUUCUACACUCCAUAUUGCAAGGAUCCAUUGCCAAAGUGAUCAAGAAGACCUUAAAUGCUGAUUUCCCUGGCUGUUUCUCCUGGUUAACUGGAUACGUUGCGAUGCUUGUUGGAGCGGUGAUGACAAUCCUCGUACAGAGCAGUUCGGUGUUUACCUCGGCUUUGACUCCACUGGUCGGGAUAGGAAUGAUCAAGCUGGAGCGCAUGUACCCGUUGACCCUUGGGUCAAACAUUGGCACAACAGGAACGGGACUGUUGGCUGCCAUGGCCGCCUCAGGAGACAGAUUGCCUAUAGCAUUGCAGAUAGCAUUGUGUCACUUAUUCUUCAACAUAUCAGGAAUCUUAUUAUUUUAUCCAAUCAAACCAAUGAGAAAUCUUCCAAUCAAAUGCGCCAAAUUUCUCGGCACAGUGACAGCAGAGUACCGUUGGUUUGCAAUCGCCUACCUCAUACUUAUGUUUGUUUUACUACCAGGCAGUGUGUUUGCUCUAUCUUUAGCGGGUUUCAUUCCAUUUAUAUGUGUAGCAUCAGUAGUUGCGUCAGUUGUAACAUUUGUAAUUAUUUUAAAUCUCCUACAAACUAAAUGCAAAGACAGAUUGCCAAAGAAAUUACAAACGUGGAGCUUUCUUCCAAAAUGUCUAAGAUCAUUACAACCUAUAGACAGUGUGAUAAUGAAAGUAUGGGGCGUGCUGACAAAGUGCUGCCCGUGUUGUAGAACAUGUUGUAUACCUAAGAAGAAACGGACAAUGACCGAUGUUGUAAGACAUACAGCUAUAGCCGCUGCAGUUGCCGGGGACGACCCAACUAAACGUCCAUCUCCGUCGGCGUCUGCAGCAUCGUCGGCAUUGCUGUUACCAAUCUGUGAUAGAGUCUCUGUUGUAUAAAAUUGUUGUUCACCUUUAUUACAAUAUAACAAUGCAAUUUCACCUGAUUCUAAUAUAUGCAUAAUAUCACUUCCACUUGUUGUCUUCCGACUUGAACUUAAUGAUUUAUUUACUGAAUCUCUGCAGCCUGAUGUAUGCAUCAAAAAAUUCUUCAAUUGAAUCUACAAACUCGUCUCAUUAAUGUUUCAUAUUUGUUAGCGUAUCCUUCAACUUCUGUCAAGGCAUUCAAUUAUAAUGUUGGACCACAACUUACUUGCCAGUAUCAGAGUAUUGUUCUUGCAUUAUUUUCUAAUAAUAUUAAGUUGAUACUCAAGACAGAUUAAUUUUCUGGUAAUAGUUCUGUUUAACUCUGUGCCUAUAUUCAUAUUUAUUACAUAGUAAUUUCCCUUUGUUCAGUAUUUUUUAAGUUUUAUGAACAAAAAAAAAUAUGAGUACCUCUGUAUCAGCAAAAAAGUAACAAGAAACAAAAAAAAGCUUAUUUUUCUAGACUGUUCUGCUGUUGGUAUUUUUACUUAGUCUAUUAGUAUUAAUUAUGUAUUUAUUUUUUGGUAAAACAGUUGUAUUAUUUCAUUCAGGCAGCUAAACGUAUGUUAUGUACAAUUUGUUUAUUUUUUAUUUAUUUAUGUUUGAAAUGAAUGCAGUGAUAAAGGAAGUAAAUGUUUGUUUGUCUUGUAUAAAUGUCAGAACAAGUGCUAUACUGAAUAUGUGCAUUUAUUUAUUAGCGUACAUAUGGAAGAUAUGUUGAACAACUGUUUAAUGUUUACAUGUACUAGUAAUUUAAAGUGCUUAGGAAAGAGUGAAAAUGUUUGAAUCUCAUUUUUACUUGAUAAUUAAACUUUUUAUAUGCAAUUUCA